Messenger RNA from Adineta ricciae, 5409 nucleotides. The record is from the annotation of a GenBank genome assembly. NCBI's taxonomy places the organism in Eukaryota, Metazoa, Rotifera, Eurotatoria, Adinetida, Adinetidae.
AUGCUGCUCAACAAACAAGAAACUAUUUACGAGAGUAAUGACUACUUUCCAUUCAAUCAUACAUAUGCAGAUGCACUAUUGCGUACAUUUGCUUCUCUUGAACCACCCUCACCAUCCACGUUAUCAAUAACAUCAUCGGAACAUAACCGUGUCGGUUCUUCUAUAUCAUUAUUGCAAGAUGAAUUGUACGACGAUUCAAUCUUGGAAAUAGCCUCUUCAUCAUCAUUUUCCUCCUCUUUAUUCACUGACGACGAAGACGAACACUUCCUACUCGAAACAUAUGUACCAUUAAUCUCAAACAACAACGAAUCAUUGGAAAAAUUUCAUCGCUUACUUGCUCGUUUGGAUAGAUUUUACAAUACGAAAGAAAUGUCAACAAAAACUCUAUUUCCUUCAACUACACAUAUUAAUGAUCGAUAUUUCUUUCAUACGAAACGAUCAACUAAACAUAAAUCAAAUCAAACGUCACCAUCGUUAACAAAACGUUAUAAAUUCUCUUCUACAACACAGGCAGAUCCAAUUUACAGUUCCUCAACGAAACAAAUCGAACAACGAUCGCAUUCGUUCGAUUCAAAUCGUUAUUACUUUUCGUCAGAUAGUACCAUGAAAUAUUCACCUUUAACAUUCACAUAUCUUCCUACCGAAAGUUAUUUCGAACCUCGAUCGAUGCAGUUAGUCGAAGAAGCCACGACGAUUCUCACAUCAGACACGCCCUAUUUAUUUUCCAAUACAACCGAAUCAGAUCGGUAUCCAAGUACAACAUCAACAUUUAUCAAAACCGAUGAUAAAUGGCCAUAUCGACGUCAACCUUCGCAGAAAAUGACAAACAAUAUGAGAACUUUCGCGCGACACACAACAAGUCUGUCAUCAGAACGUCAGCAAUCCAUUCCCCGCACAGAUACCGUGACAUCAACGAAUGGUUCAUUGUCGAUUCUACGACGAUCGCCAACGGGUAAAUCUACAAGUGUUCAUUUUCAACCCGUAUCAACAGUUCGUUCGUAUUUAACUGAAGCACGUGAACGUCUGUCAGGUAAACAUCGUGUUCCAUUACCGGAAUCAUUUGAUAAAUCAGUUGAUCGUCUUGUUUCGUCUGUGAAUAAAAAAUAUCGAUCACAACAGCCAUCAAAUGUACAUUCAUCAUCGACAACAUCAUCAUUUAGUUAUAUAAGUCAAUACUAUGCAAAAGAGGAGGAAAUCUUGAAUGAGUGCUCAUUAGAAACUGACCAUGAACAGCAAAGGUUAUAUUCAAAUUCCAAUACAAACCGGGCUCAUACUCAGAUUAUGAAAAAUCUUAAUAAAAGUCUAUUGGAUCGGACUUAUCAAGACGAUAAAAGUCGCUUUAAACAUGUCGAACACGAUUCUCGUCGUCGUCUACGUUCGUACGAAAGUCAAAUCUUACGACGAGAAUUGAAUUAUAAUCUGAUACGUAGUUUUUCUACGAGCUACCUAGAUGAUCUUAGAUGUGAAGAUAUUCGUUACCGUCAAACAGGACGUCGCUCAUCUGCAUACACAUACGAAGAUAUUCAAGACAUUUACAGUCCAUCGGUAUUAGAAGCUUUCAAAACGAAAACAAGUGUUGAUCGAGAAAAGCAUUCUCGUCGACAAAAGUCGAUACCACCUGAGCAACUAUCACCUGUUUCAUCGUCCGGGUACAGUCCAGUCAUGAUUGGAAGUUGUAACGAUAACAUGGACACUCAGAUAGGAAGUUUUGAAAUUGAUCAAAAAUCAUACAUAUCGAUCUCACGAACUCCCGGCAAUGUUCGUUUGGACGUGGACGUCUUCUACGAAAUCAUGCAACAGAGUUUUCGCGGUGUGGACGCGUUCAUUGCUGGUCAUGUCUCGCGAGCAUCGCAGUACACAAAACAAAAGUCGGCUAAAUCACAGUCAAAAAUUCCUGAUAAUGACAGUGAUAUUGAUAUCAAAUCAAACUCAUCGUUUUGGUCUGAUGAAGAUGAAGGCCUGCAAACAGAAGAUAAUCAUCAGCGAAAGACUAUUCCACAUCAACGAAAACUUUCGCGUUAUUUGUCAACAGUCAAUCGCUCAUUACUUGAUCGACCAAGUGAUUUGAUUGCUGACUUUUAUCUUUCACAAUUGAAUCGAAAUAUGCAAGAUAGUGUGAGACAUGUCGAAAUUAUUGCACGGGACAAAGCUUAUAAAAACGAAAUUAUUGACGGUGUGCGUGCACAAUUAAACCGAAGUCUAUCUGCUGAACACUUAUUUCAUGUGCGAAAAGAACAUUUACGUUAUAAACAACCAUUUCACGCUCCAACAUCAUUCACAACCGAAGAUGUCGCCGAUAUUUAUAAACCAUCGAUCUUAGAAAACUACAAACGAAAGAUUGCUAUUGAACUUGAACGACGCCGGCGAGAACGACCUGCCCAACAAGUCUCAGGAAUUUCAAGCACAUCAACACAUAUAUCUAAUACUCAUUUGAAUAGCAACGUAGUUAGAGCGUCGCAUCCACCCAUUAUUGAGUACCGUCAAGGAAAUCCAGCACGUCCUGAUAUUCCAAUCGUGCAAACGAAAGAAAUUGUUAUGGGACGUGCGCGUCGAACUCUAACAAACGAUGGUGACGAGAUAAUUACUCAUCAUGUCAGUACCACUUUACCACCAACAAUCUACUCGGAUUGUCGCAAGCCACCUCCAUCACCCUCACGGAAACGAAAGAUCAGGAUCAUAGCAACGAUUCAUGAUCAUCGAGAAGAACCAUUGGUAACAGAUGUGGAUUCACAAGAGUUGAUUGAUAAAAAACGGAGCUGUAUUCGACAACAUGAGCGCAAUGACGAGGAGUUGAAUGAUGCGGUGAGCACGUCAAAACAGGUCAUCAAUUCGCAUCUAUUGACCACCGUUCCACAGCGUCCACCAGCGAAAAUCUAUACUAACAAUCAGCCAACAAAACCAAUAGAAGUUUGUCAAGCGAAUGUCAUUGAACCAGAUGAUCAUCAUUUAUCUAUGGUAAGUAUAAAUCAAACCGUUGCAGUACAACAAACUCAAUCACUUCGCAUUCCUGUACAUGACUAUCGACAUGCAACUAUGUUGACAUCACCGCAACAUCCGUUGUCAUUGGCUGAUCAAUCGUGUGAUGAACAACUGACGCAGUUCAACGUACAACAACCUGAAUACGGACACGGAACUUUACUUAGGACACAAAACGAGCAAAUCGCAAAGAUUCAGCAGGACAUUCCGAUAUUUGAAGUCCUGCGUGAUUCUCAUCCUUCGAUACCAGUUGCGAACAAUGUCAAUGAAAUACAGAGUAAUAACGAACAUUCACUAUACACACCACAUGUCAAUGAACAGCCGACGGUUCUACAUUCAUCACAAGUGCAGCAAUUAGAACAAACUGACGAGAACAUCAUCGAUGAACAAAGUAUUGAAUUUGCUGACGAAAGCAUAAAAAUUGAUGAACAAUUACCUGAAAUUGAGAAAACAACUGUCCAAAUGGAAUACUCCUAUGUCACAUCGAUCAUACAACUUCCUAUUAACCAUUCGAUUCUCUCUGCUUCGCUUGUUGGAGAUUUGCUUCCUUCUGCCGAGAUACAGCAUGCAACUGAAGUGACCGACGAUAAUUAUUACUUGAAACCUUGUGAAAUAGUUCAGGAAAACGUUCGAAUGCCGAUUAUUACUGAUAUUACUGACUGGAGAGCUGAACAAGUUGAAAUUAUUCCAGAUGAAUCUCUUCUUUUCACAUCACAGCAUGCUCGAUAUACCAAUUCCGAGCCGAUCGAAUACGCUCAAGUACAAAUCAAUCAUGCCGAGCAGAAUAUUGCCAUACUUGACCAUGAAGAACAAGUUAAAACGUUGACUGACCAUUCAACUCUUGUUGAACAUCAACAACAAGUCACUUUGCAGAUCAAUGAUACACCAAUACUAGAGAAGCUAACUCAGGCUAAAACAAUUGUCACGUUAAAUUAUGCAAAUCAUAACCAACGGAAACGGGUUACAUCACAAGAUGAUGAAGAUGCGCCUUCGACAUCAUCAUUCAAUGAGAUAGAAGCUUAUUUAAAUGACUUCGAAGAGACUCUCAAUCAUGAACAGCAUCUUCCACUAAUCGAUCAAAUAUCUCUCUCACACGACACAUCAAUGAUCGCUCGUCAGCAUGAACGUCCAACGCGUUCAUUACCACUCGACUGGUUUCAACCAACAGGUCAUCCACGCGACGAGCAACUUGUCGAACAAACCACUAUGCUCAAUGAUUUGGACACUCUUCCACACGAAGGCACAUUACAUCGUCAACAAAUCGAAGUGAAAUGUGCAAAUAUAAACAUUCUCACAGAUACCGAUGCAUAUUAUGGGGAAGAAAAAUCGAGCAAUUCCACACUAGUCGACGCACAAAAUAAUACACACAUACCGGACAAUCUUAGUCAUCAUUCUUUAACACAGGAGAUAUUUGAUAAAGAUAACGAUAGCAUUACCUGUGUCCUCAACAAUACUGUUAUCAAUCCGCAACCAGCAGAAAAUAUUUUACCAUCUUCUUCAGUUACAACUACUACAUUGCUUUCACAAUCUUCACCACCUCCUACAUCGUCAUCGACAGCAGCAGCACCACCACCUGGUGUACCGAUCGUUUAUUUCCUCGAUGCUCUUGCGGUCGAAUCCAAUCAAGCAAACAAUCCGAUGAAAAACUUUCUUCUAACCAUUGGCUUCGGCCAGAAUGAUACGAAUGCAACCACCAACACAGUUUCCGUAGACGAUCAACUGUCACGACCAACAUGGGUUAAUCGUUCGACACCCGACAAGAUUCCCAUGCUGUCAACGAUCAUUCAUCAAGAUGGUCAACCCAUUCAACAAGCCUUACGAGAAACGAAACUUCAUUAUGCUGUCGAAAGUCAAAUUGAAGACGAUGAUAUUGCAUUCAUUAUACCUCCACAUCGGUUAGAAUUCGGUCAUGACUUAAAUGAAAACGUUCAGAAACCAUUAUGUCCUCUCUUCGAACUUCCACAUCUACAUCUACCUAUUAUCAAUGAAAUAUACGUCUAUAGAAUGAGUUUUCAUCAUGAUUUUCCACUUUUCCAUCCACCAGACAUCUUACCACAUGUACUCGUUGCGAAAACACACGAUGACCAUAUGCUUCUCCCAAUCGAUUGUCGAAAAACUCAACCGGCGAUCUUAUCCUGCGCUAAAAUUCUCGACCUACUCGAUCUUGAACAAGAUGUAGAAAUCUUCACUAAAAAAUUAAACGUACCAAGUUACAUCGAACACUGUCAUAUUCAACCGUUACAUCCAUUUCCUGAGACAUGUUACGCUGAAAUCACUCAACCAGAAAUCCUCGGUAAACACGAAACAAAAUUUCUGCUAAAUAUCAAGCAAGAUGAGGUAAAACUCGACAAGGAGUUGUGCUUACGCAGCAGCCUGCACGCAUUCUGCUUUCAUGAUUACCCUACUAAUCCACAUGCUAGUGCUUCACUAUAA